Messenger RNA from Thamnophis elegans (Western terrestrial garter snake), 1187 nucleotides. It is a transcript of the gene TMEM243, whose product is annotated as transmembrane protein 243. NCBI's taxonomy places the organism in Eukaryota, Metazoa, Chordata, Lepidosauria, Squamata, Natricidae. The coding region runs from base 368 to 724 and encodes 118 amino acids. The transcript is spliced from 5 exons. The record is from RefSeq and is a predicted model, not a curated record.
AGCGCGAAGGGAUACUUUGCGACAGCGGCCCAGAGCCCUGCGGAGGAGAGCAGGAGGAGGGAGACCGGCGCCAGCAGCCGCGCUCCACGGGCCGCCGUCUCGGAGCGCGCCCGGCAUCCGCAGGAGCUGCUGAUCAUGAGGAGGGAAGCUGAGGCUUGGAGCAGAGGCCCGGAUCCCCGGCCUUGAACCACAAGCGGCGACCCCGAAGGAAUGCGUUUCUCCUAGAGGCCGGCCUUUCCCCGCGCCCGAUGUCCCGCCCGCCCCCUGGGCUCCAGGAACCCUCUUGGGAACAAGGCAUGGCUCUGUUUUGAGACCUUCAGCGGCUCUUCGGAUCUGGACGUGAGAAGAAGCCUUGGCAGGGACAGAAAUGGAGGACUUCACCACCAGAACGUACGGGACCAGGGGCUUGGAUAACCGGCCUCUUUUCGGAGAGACGUCGCCAAGGGACAGAAUAAUCAAUUUUGCCGUUGGCAUCAUAGCUUCCUUGUUGCUUCUAGUCACUUUAAUCAGCGCUUUCGUCUUUCCUCACCUACCUCCAAAACCAGUGAAUAUAUUUUUCGCUUUCUGCAUCUCCUUGAGUUGCGUCUCGGCUGGCAUCCUUAUCUAUUGGUAUCGACAAGGAGACCUGGAGCCUAAAUUUAGGAACCUCAUCUACUACAUCGUGUUCUCCAUCGUCAUGCUCUGUAUAUGUGCCAACCUCUACUUCCAUGAAGUGGGGAAAUGACAAAGGUUGCAACACACGUCCAGGUGUGCGCAGCAGGUAGCUUUUUCCAGCCGUGUUUUUGGAAAGGACCAGGAGGGCUUCCCAAAAAACACACUGAGACCCCACCGGCACCGAGGUCGAAAGGAAGAGCCAGAGGAUGGUGUUUGCGCAGGCAUGUUUUAACGGUCCUUCCUUCCUUCCUGCCGGUGAGGAGUAGUGCAAUACGACAGGAGCAUCUGCUUUAGGGGUGGGUGGGGCUGGGGCGAGGCACAGAAUCCGCUAUUAGUGCACUUAAUGAACAUUCCAGUUGUACAACGCUUGUGUUUUUCAGAGUGGCGCAUCCUUUCCCCCCCAUUGGGUGUGUGUGGGGGAAAAACUGGCCUUUUUUAUUACAUGUACAAAAAAAACACCCCCCGCAGCACUGCAAAUGUCUAUACUACGUCAUAAAUAAAAAGGCAUUUACUAUGACAGAAGAGAGAAAGUU